Molecule: messenger RNA, 2358 nt
Organism: Scomber japonicus (chub mackerel)
Lineage: Eukaryota; Metazoa; Chordata; Actinopteri; Scombriformes; Scombridae
Exons: 7
Coding region: 3-932 (309 amino acids)
Source: RefSeq, a predicted model, not a curated record
CCAUGACGGCUCUGCAGGGCCUGGUGCUCACUGUGUUUCAGCAGGAGCGCAGUGGAACCGUCAUCGCGCUUCCUUUGACCGGAUCUAUUGAUCAGGAUGGAUUUUACAUCGUUGGAAAUGUUACUGGAGCAGAUCAGACUUUCCCCGAGGGCUCCACAGUGCCAGUACGAGGAGCAGUAGUUCUGUGCUAUGACCUGUUCAGUGUCUGUAGAGCCGGCACUGCUCUGACCAACUCCAGUCUCAGAGACGUACUGGUGUUUAGUGACAACCAACAGCUGCUGUCCUCUCUGUCCACCACCAGAGGGAGACAAGUGAUUCCAGCUCUCAGGUCGGUGGAAGAUGGUCCUGUCUCACUCAGCCGUUGUUCAUGCUGUGAAGUGAGGAGCCCCUCCUCCUGGACAAGCUCUUCCCCUACGCCCCACAGCACCAACGUCUGCCCGAGCUCCGCCUUCUCAAGUCAAAUUGACCUGUGCCUCGGACCCCUAUCCAAUGACUGGCAGGAGGGGUCAGCAGACUGCAGUGGUCUAAUCCAGGGGAAAAGGGUCGCUGACGUGGCCAACUACCUGGAGCAGAAGUGUCACUGUGGUAUAUCUGCCUUAUAUCUCCAAGGGGCUAACUUCUCUUGCGUGUCCGGGUGGCUGCGAGUGUGGGGGAACAUCCAGGCACUGUCGGACCAUCAGAAGGCCCUCAUCAUCCAGACAUCCCACAUGAACACUCCACCUGCUCAGGGAGACGUCUGCUCCGCUCCUACCACUGACCGUUACACCAGCACAGCAUCUGCCCUGGGGCUACAGAUAGGUCUCAUAGUAGCAGUGUUGCUGCUGCUGGGACUAGGAGCUGCUCUGUUCACAUAUUUCUACAGGAGGAGGCGUCCUCUGGACUAUUACACCAUGGAGCUGAGUGAACACGCGGAGGGACUGUCAGAUCUAUAAUCCAGGCUUCAAAUUACUAUGUUUGCAUCUGUAAGUGCUCGUGUGCGUGGGAGGACUUCAGCAGAGAGAGAGAAAGAGAGACGGGGGUAAUCAGAGGUUAAUUUGACCUGUACUUCACUGAUUAUGUGGUUGCUUUGAAAUGAAUGUCACCACAAGUGUCCUUCUUCGUGUCUUCAAAAGAUCACUGAUGAAAAUGAGUCGUAGUUGUCUGUUAACAGUGCUGUUGCAUCUGGCUUGUGAGAUUACAUGGCCCCAAUGACACUUGAAGACAUGAAAUCAGGCAGCCUGUGAGGGGAUGUGAAAUUUCACAUCCAGGUAAAAUCAUAUUUUUCUAAAGGUCGUACAACCUUUGCCUGUGAACAGUGCUGGUUACUACUUUUUAAAGGAAAAGGAACAUGAAAGGGACGAUUUUUAUAAUACUUGACAUAAAAGUAAAGUCCUAAACAGAAUUUUUGUUGACUUGCUUAUGUAACUGUGGGAAAAGCCUUUUUAAAUUUGAAAAGAAAAAUGUUUUUUUCAUUUAUGCAGGAAUUUAUCUCAAUUUAAUGACAUUUGCUUCAUCACAUUCUCAACUGGCACUGCAGUGUUUUAAUAACAGGCUUUAUAAUCAAGAUAAUAUUUGUCAAGCUUACAUUUAUUCAUCAAAAUGGUCAACUUCCUGCUUUGUUUUCCUGCUACUUGCUGUAAUAGUCAAGUUUAGACUCUAGUCACUCAAAGGGCUUGAUUGAUUUUUUUUUUUUUUUUUUUUUUUUUUUUAAAUGUGAAUGUCUUUAGCUAACUUGUGAUGAGCGUCUGUAACCACUUUUGUAUGCUUACUGUACGUAAAGCAAACUGUUUACAUUUUCCUGAUUGAAAUGUAGAAAAAGAUGUGAGAGACUGAUGUUGAAGACAAAGUCAUUCUUAAAUGAAGAGUAUUUGUUUCUAGAAAUGAGAGGUCGCUUAAUGUUGAUACUGUUUUAUGUUUCAUUUGUGUUUUUUUUUAGUGGCUCUGAAACUUCUGCUGUGCCUUGACGUAUGUGUGCGUGUUUUCUUGGUCAGCUGAUUCCUCGUUUGUUAGAGGGAAAGUACAGCCAUGUCCGCUGCAGCCAUAAGUGUAAAUACUAUGAAUAUGAUGUUGGUUUUCUCAGGGGAGGGGGCAUUUAUCACCAAUCCGAAGUGAUAACUUAUUGUAGAAACACAGAAACUAGGUGGGUUCAAAGCAAAAAUGAAGAUAGUUUCUAAAUUGAAGUGUAAUUUAAAGUAAAUCAUGAAUUUGCCAACACAAAAGUGCCAUGAAAUAAGCAUAUACGUAUACUUGGAUAUGCUCCCUGUAAUAUAAGCUUACUCAUCUAAUGAGGUGCACAGAGUUCAGUUUGUUUGCUUUAAUUACCUUGAUAAUCCUCUGAUCUAAUUUCACAGUAGCCUAUUGCCAUUUCUUAAGACAUCA